AUGGCCUUGGUUGGAAAAAAGGCAGAGUUGCUGCAGGCGCAGCGUCAUGCUGUGCUACAGGCGGAAUACGAUGCUUGGAUGAGCUCCCCAGCUCGCUCUCCGGCUGCUGCUGAGGAGGAGGACGCGUGGCUCGGCUCUUCUGAGGACCGGGAAGUACCUCAAGCUGAAGCCGAGGCUGCAGAUGAGGUUUAUUCACUGUAUAUGGCUGCAGAGGGCGACGGCUUGGAGGAUGAUUCGGAUCUCAGCAGCAGCUGCAGGAGUGACGCCAAGUUGGUCGGCUCUGAGGCAUCCAGCACGACCAGUGGUUUCUCUGGCAGCAGCUGCAGCGGCCAGAGCUCCAGCGAAGAGCCUUCCACUGCCAGUGCUGUCAACAUCCUCUGCCUUGGUGAUUGCAAGCUCAACCGCUACCAGAGCUUGGUCAGGGGAACGCCUGCAGCCAGUUGGAGAAAGCUCCCUACUCGGCGUCUCCAGCCUGACAGCACGCGACCACCAGCAGUAGCUGUUGUGGAGAAAACGGCGGUGACUGCUUCUGGUCCAGGUGGGGGUCUCAUGGAUGGGUCAGCAGCUCAAGAGAGUCUGAGGCAGGAGGUUCGGGUUGUAGCAGCAGUAGCAGCUGUAGCAGUUGUGGAGAAAACGGCGGUGACUGCUUCUGGUGGAGCCCUCAAGCCGCUCCAGGACGGGUCAGCAGGGAGCACAAGGCAGCUGUAUCUGAGUGCAAGUGUGCUGUGUGGAUCGAGGCCAAUGGUUGCUCCUUCCGGUGGAGGCUUGAAGGAAGCGGCAGCUCAACAGAGUAUGAGGCAGGAGGGUGGGGUUGGAGGUGCAAGGGAAGUGGCGUCAAGAGCAUUGGUUGCUGUUCCUGGUGGGUCUGCUGCAGUACAGAGCACGAGGCAGCAGCAGGGAAGACUUGGGGUUGCAACACCUGGAGUUAGGGAAGCAGCUUCAAGAACGUUGGCUGCUCUUUCUGGUGGAUCUCUCAGGGAAGGCCCAGCAUCAUCAGCACUGAUAAAGAGGCAUCUGGAAAAGGUUGUAGGCAGGAAAUUUGGAGCUUGGAAGGAGUUCGACAUUCGUUGGACAUGGGAGUUCGUCAGCCCUAUUUAG
Messenger RNA from Closterium sp. Naga37s-1, 1098 nucleotides. Lineage: Eukaryota; Viridiplantae; Streptophyta; Zygnematophyceae; Desmidiales; Closteriaceae. The record is from the annotation of a GenBank genome assembly.